Messenger RNA from Salvia miltiorrhiza (redroot sage), 903 nucleotides. RefSeq lists its product as uncharacterized. Lineage: Eukaryota; Viridiplantae; Streptophyta; Magnoliopsida; Lamiales; Lamiaceae. The record is from RefSeq and is a predicted model, not a curated record. The coding region runs from base 1 to 903 and encodes 300 amino acids. The transcript is spliced from 3 exons.
AUGGAGGUAUUGAGGAUGUUGGGGACACUUCCAGUCAAACCAGACCUGUCACAGAACGACGGGAGAGCGGCCCAGCACUGGAGGAUCCAGUCCAGCUGGGUCUCAGCUAUGCAGCGACACCUCCAAGAAUUGGAUAAAGUAAUUGAGGAAAAAGAGAAGGAAAAAAGUAAGGUUGUCUCGCAAAAAAGGGGACGGUAUGAGGACUCUACCCAUCCCAGGGCUGAAAGUCACCGGGAUAGACAUGUUCAUCUGAGGGAGAAAAACAAGCAAAACAGCAGAGCUGGGGAAAAUGACCCGAAGGUACACAUGGCCAAAUUUGAAACUGUGAUCACGUUACAUCAGUACACAAAAGGAAUUAAGUGUAAAAUCUUCUCUACCACGCUAACUGGAAUUGCUCAGCAAUGGUUUCGAGCUCUGGAGCCCGAUUCUAUUCAUUCUUUUGAACAACUACAUGACGCUUUCAUGUGCCAGUAUGCAAGCUCUGAACGCGCUGCCAAGACUGCUAUGUCAUUGAUGGAUUUAAAACAAGAACCUACUGAGACUCUAAAGGAGUUUGCCGCGCAUUUUACCAAUGCAUCGCUAGAGGUACCCAAGGCUAAAUCUCAGAUUAAGGGUUAUGCAUUUGUACGUGGCUUAAGACCUGCGGCUUUCUUCGAUAAUUUGCAAUUGAAGGAAGCCAGAGCUGCUCGAAAAAUAGAAUACAGUGGAAAUAAGCCUAAGAAAGUGGAGAACAAAGCCAAAACAUCAGACACUCGUCCUCAGGGGAGAGCACUGUACCGGGGACUGCCACCCCGAGUGCUGCCAGGGAAAAUGCAGCCAGCAUACCAACCUACCCGUAAUGAGCAAAUGUUUAGAGGGGUGCACAACGUUAAUCGACUUACUGAUCAAAGCCCCGCUGAAUAA